This is a messenger RNA of Syngnathus typhle (broad-nosed pipefish), 2885 nucleotides long. It is a transcript of the gene sfxn3, whose product is annotated as sideroflexin 3. Gene Ontology annotation, cellular component: mitochondrial inner membrane. Lineage: Eukaryota; Metazoa; Chordata; Actinopteri; Syngnathiformes; Syngnathidae. The transcript is spliced from 11 exons. Gene Ontology annotation, molecular function: monoatomic ion transmembrane transporter activity. Gene Ontology annotation, biological process: monoatomic ion transport; serine import into mitochondrion. Bases 268 to 1236 code for a protein of 322 amino acids. The record is from RefSeq and is a predicted model, not a curated record.
CUGGUUUUUUAUAAUAUGUGCUCCUCCGGUGUUUACUUUUGCCUUUAGAGAACGUGAGGCUGGGUUCAUUAUGGACGGAUAACCCAUAUUAUUCUCACGCUCUCUUUUUGUACCUGUUUUACGGUUAAUGAACAGUCAACUUGGACUUAAAACCUAAUAUUCCUACACCGCUCAGGACAAUUGAACAUCGCACAUCUUUCUCAGCCGGUUGCAGUGAUAUUGAGAGGUCAAUCGUCGUCAAAUUUUAAUUUGAACAGGGAAUCCAAGAUGUCUGGAGAUUUGCCCCUCAACAUCAACAUUAAAGAGCCCCGAUGGGACCAGGGGACGUUCAUGGGCCGCGCCAAGCAUUUCUUCAUGGUCACAGACCCCAGAAACGUCCUCUUGUCCUCCGGGACGCUGGAGGAGGCCCGGGUAAUCGUGGAGAACUACAGAACUGGAGUGGUGGCGCCCGGUCUGACGGAGGACCAGCUGUGGCGGGCCAAAUACGUGUACGACUCGGCCUUCCACCCCGACACCGGCGAGAAGAUGUUUGUGAUCGGUCGCAUGUCCGCUCAGGUCCCCAUGAACAUGUCCAUCACUGGCUGCAUGCUCACCUUCUACAGAACCACACCAGCGGUGAUCUUUUGGCAGUGGGUUAACCAGUCCUUCAACGCAGUGGUCAACUACACCAACCGCAGUGGAGACGCUCCCAUCACUGUCAAUCAGCUCGGUGCGACCUACGUGAGCGCCACAACCGGCGCCGUUGUCACCGCCCUGGGCCUCAAGUCUCUGGCCACGCGUCUUCCGCCCAUCGCCAGCCGCUUUGUGCCCUUCGCCGCCGUCGCUGCUGCCAACUGUAUCAACAUUCCGUUCAUGAGACAGAGGGAAUUGAAGUACGGCAUCCCCGUGACCGACGAGAACGGCAACAGGUUAGGAGACUCUGUCAACGCAGCCCAGCAGGCCAUCACGCAGGUGGUGGUGUCCAGGAUCGGCAUGGCAGUGCCAGCUAUGGCUAUUCCUCCCGUCAUAAUGAACGCGCUGGAGAAGCGAGCCUUCCUAAAGCGCUUCCCUAUCCUCAACGCUCCGAUCCAGGUGGGGCUCGUGGGUUUGUGCCUGGUGUUUGCCACUCCUUUGUGCUGCGCCCUGUUCCCACAAAAAAGCUCCAUGAAAGUGAGCGGGCUGGAGGCGGAGCUUCAAGACAGUAUACGCCAGCGCAACCCCGCCACCACCGUGGUCUACUUCAACAAGGGCCUGUAGGAACUUCACGCACACAUAUGGGUCCACAGGCAAUCUGGUUAUGCUUUUCCUUUGUGAGUAUUUGUUUUUGGAACCGCUCCCACACGGAGGAAAGAUGUUUGUGUGUGUGUAAAAACUAAGUCGUUACUGAUGUGUGUAUUUAGCCAUGAACUCGAAUGUAACAUUACUGUCCUAUUAUCGAUCUAUUUCAACCCCGGUUGUUGUUGUCUGCCCCCCCCGUCCGUCAAAGUGGUGCUUCUUCCCUUUAAAUUAGGGGUGGGCAAGGUACGGCUGUAAAAUGCUCUUGAUAAAUCAGAAUAGUGGAGCACUUCAGUCAUAUGCUACUGAGUCUAUGUAGUCAAACUACUCCGUUUAUUACACAGAUCCCCCCCCCCCCACACACACACACACGCACACUUAAAAAUGGUUUAACGCUGUCAGCACACUCGGAAAAAGCGAGUCAGCGGUUGGCACGUGGGCGGCAGGUUGUCACUGUAAGCUGAUCACAAACUGCCACGUUUCAAUUGAGUACGCAAUAAUGAAACAAGCUGACAUGCAGGACGAUGUUCUGUAUUUCUGGUUUUAUUUUUUAAACAUACUUGAAGGGGUGGGGGGGGUGUUAAGUAGGUGUGGUGCAAGUAUUAGAUGUUAAUAAUAAUGGAAGCACCAUUGAUAUCAGUGCUCCCCAUGAAGAUCGGUUAUAAAUACUUGUUUGUGGUGCAUUUGCUGUGCUGGCUUUAACAGGGUUUUUAUUCUGGAGUUUAUAUAGUUCGACACGCUGCACUGGAUUUCCUCUAGUUAGCACAAUUCAUAAACAUUAACUGCUGGGAAUACAGUUCCGUCUUUGUCGUUUGAUGUACGGGAAACAAUAUAAAUGUAUAUGAUUGAGUUUUUUUUUUUUUUCUUUUCUCAAACUAAGAUGUGUCCCUGAAUGCACCUCGUUAACCAGCAAUGCAUUUGGAUUCAGGGUCACAGAGUCCCAAUCUUUCCAUUUUUGUGUAUUAAGUGUAUUUCACACUGACACAAGGUGUCCAAUUUCCCACCGAGUGGUUUAUUUCUACUCUUGUAUUCCUGAAUGGCUUCAUUCCAUCAUCCUGUAGUCUUUAAUUGUUUAGUUUAGUUUAGUUUAUUGUUUAGCACAUAUUAUUAUAUCAAUAACUGUGCAAGGAGGGAGACGAAGCCUAGGGCUUGUAAAGAGCUCCACUCCUUCUAUCAUGCUGUAAAGUUAAAUAGCGUAGAUUGUAUUGUUGAUUUUGUUCAUCUCCCCCGAGGGCGACUUUAGCAGAUUAAUCAGCACGCAACCGAUACGGAUUGCUGUUAGGAAUGUAGCCAAAGAUGGAGUUUAAAAGGUAAAGAAAUGUUUUUUCCACAAGCUUUAUUUUAAGUGGUUUUGCACCAUGUCACUAUGCAUAAAAAAUGGCUAAUAUAAGGCGCUACGUGAUGUCUCGUGUGCGGGUUUUUAAAAUAAUUUCUACAAGUCACGGCACAGUCAAGCACAUCGGAAUGACACGACAAUCCGUGCAUCUUCCACUCCAUGAAUGUUAUCAGUCAUGAAAUGCUGUCAUUGGUUGGGUGUACUCCCUUAUUUUCUUUGUAUUGUGUUGACAUAUAUACAGGAUAUAUUUCUUGACGUGUAUUUUACUCAAUGCUACAAUAAAAUGUUAUUUGAA